Messenger RNA from Cygnus atratus (black swan), 3457 nucleotides. RefSeq names its product basonuclin 1 (gene BNC1). The transcript is spliced from 7 exons. The record is from RefSeq and is a predicted model, not a curated record. NCBI's taxonomy places the organism in Eukaryota, Metazoa, Chordata, Aves, Anseriformes, Anatidae. The coding region runs from base 1 to 3279 and encodes 1092 amino acids. Gene Ontology annotation, biological process: regulation of transcription by RNA polymerase I. Gene Ontology annotation, cellular component: nucleus.
AUGUCACAUUAUGCUAGAGAUCACUGGAUUUUACUGAAUGGAGCACAGGCUGCCAGAGCAGAGGUAGAAUCUCCUCGCACUGCAUUAGGAGUGCCUCAAGCCUCCGUGACUCCUUUUGAUCAAAUCUCUGUGAAAGAUGAGUGUCAUGCCCUCUUCGAGCCAGCUGUGAGGGGACUGCCCUGCGACUGGAGGAGCAUGCUGGAGCACAGCACUCCGGGGCAGCGAGGUGAGAGCUGGCUGCAGAGUGAAGAAACAGAAGAAUUUGCAACAGCCAAAUAUGCUUGCAGUGGACAUAAAUGUAGUAUGGAUGGAAAAUCUUUUGUUCAAGGGGCUAUCCGAUGCACUCUGGUGAACUGUAGUUGCCAGUGUUUCAAACCUGGGAAAAUAAAUCAGCGACAAUGUGACCAGUGCCGGCAUGGAUGGGUAGCACAUGCCCUGAGCAAAUUAAGGAUUCCCAACCUCUAUCCAUCAAGCCAGGUAGAAAUAGUUCAAUCCAAUGUUGUCUUCGAUAUCAGUAGCCUCAUGCUAUAUGGAACCCAAGCCAUUCCUGUACGCCUUAAAAUUCUGCUAGAUAGACUUUUCAGUGUUCUGAAGCAGGAAGAAGUGAUACAGAUUCUCCAUGCUCUGGAUUGGACACUACAGGAUUAUAUACGUGGAUAUGUGCUACAGGAUGCUUCAGGAAAGGUACUGGAUCACUGGAGCAUAAUGACCAAUGAAGAAGAACUGGCUACUUUGCAGCAAUUUCUUCGUUUUGGAGAAACUAAGUCCAUUGUAGAGUUAAUGGCAAUUCAGGAGAAAGAAGGUCAAUCAAUUAUAAUACCACCACCAGCUGCUAAUUUGGAUAUUAGGGCAUUCAUAGAGAGCUGCAAUCAACAUAGUCCUAAUUUUUCUGCUUCCUUGGACAAAAUGAGCCCCACUAACAUUCAUCCCUUUGAGAAUAUUGUAAAUAACAUGGCCUUCAUGUUGCCAUUCCAGUUUUUCAGUCCAGUGCCUCCACCUUUGAUAGGUUCACCACCAGAAAGACACUUGAUUGAUCAAGGUCAAGACCAUAGCAAUGAAACUAAACAAGAUGUUCAUAUACCAUUUUCUGAAAGCAGCUUCUUAACUUCUAGUUCUGCACCAUUUCAAGUUGACAAUGAGAGGAGCAUAAAUGGUCCAGAUGUCACCACUAAAACAGAAGAUGAUGCCCUUUUAAGUGAUUCCAGUUCACAUAAUACAGCAGCAAAGCUUGAAAUGACAGCACUAUCUCCAGAAACCAAAAUGAAAUCUGUUGAAAAAAAUGGCACUGGGCCAAGGAAAGGGCGUGUUUUCUGCACUGCAUGUGAAAAGACAUUUUAUGACAAAGGUACUUUGAAAAUACAUUAUAAUGCUGUUCAUCUGAAGAUAAAGCACAAAUGCACAAUUGAGGGCUGCAAUAUGGUAUUUAGCUCUUUGCGUAGUCGAAAUCGUCAUAGUGCAAAUCCUAACCCCAGACUCCAUAUGCCAAUGAAUAGGAAUAACAGGGAUAAAGAUCUCAGAAAUGGUUUGACCCUUGCUGGACCUGGAGAUAGUAAAAGGACAGAAUUUACAAUUUUAACUCCAGAUAGCAGAACUAUUACCAGCUAUGCCAGCUCUUGUACAGACGCAAAGGGUCAGGCUGGAUUUCCCAGUAUUGGACAGAAUGGUGUCCUCUUUCCAAACCUAAAGACAGUACAGCCUGUUCUUCCUUUUUAUCGUAGCCCAGUUACACCAGCUGAGCUUGCUAAUACUCCAGGUACUCUUCCUUCUCUGCCUCUCGUUUCUUCCUCAAUACCAGAGCAGCUUAUUUCAAAUGAAUUGCCAUUUGACAUGCUACCUAAGAAGAAAUCUCGUAAAUCAAGUAUGCCUAUUAAGAUAGAGAAAGAAGCUGUUGAAACACCUAAUGAAAGUAGUGAUGUUGCCAGUUCUGAAGAUGAUACACGUCUGCAAGUGGUAAGCGAUGGAGAGCUUGAGUCCUGUGAGCAUAAGAUAGAGAAGCGGGUGACCGACAGGGUGGAAAAUCACCCCCAUUCAGGUAAUUCAUGGAAAUCUAUCUCUGGGGUAGAGGGCCCAAAGUAUUUUGAAUCUGUCUUUGCGCCAGAUAACAAAUACAUCAAGGAUAUCUCUGAAAAUGAAUUGCAUCACUGUGAGAAAGAGGUUAAACCAGAAGAAAACCAACCAUUAAAAAUAGUUCCCCAUGAGAUUAUAUAUGAAGAUCCAAAACACCACCACAAUGAUGUUAUAAAACCAAUGACUGAACCCCCCAUGUAUAUUAAAGAGCAGUCAAAGCGCAGGAUUCCUAAAGAUGACUGCCCUGAAUUGCAACACCACUUGCUGACCGGGGGCUUUUUCAGCACUUUGUCAAACAGGGGUGCUGCCAUUCCUUGUUUUGAAGACUCUAAAGAUAUGGAUCAUGUCAGUCAACAUGCACUAGGGAUUCAGAAGGAAGAAAGCCGCUUUCAUUGUGACAUCUGUAAGAAGACUUUUAAAAACCCUUACAGUGUAAAAAUGCAUUUUAAAAAUGUACAUCUCAAAGAAAUGCAUAUUUGCACAGUUGAGGGUUGUAAUGCUGCUUUCCCUUCUCGUAGAAGUCGAGACAGACAUAGUUCAAACCUAAAUCUUCAUCAUAAGCUUCUGACUAAAGAUACACUGGAAUUCAACAACCAUUUCAAUGCAGCAUACCUCUUGAAAGACAUGGCUAAGGAGUUUUGUCAAGAUGUCUCUUUAAAACAACAUGUUGGACAUACUUCUGUAAUCUUCAAAGGAAUGAACAGAACAGGCAGCUUGGUUUUUCCAAUGAGCAAAAUUAGAGAACCCUGUUCUGAGAGUUACGGAUAUGAUCCAUUGAAUGAUGGAGCUGUUCUGGAUCUAAGCACUACUUCCAGCAUUAAAUCUGAGAGCAGUGCCCAUUCUUCUUGGGAUUCUGAUGGAGGAAGUGAAGUGUGCACCAUGCCCUUGGAUGAUAGUGAUGAAAGCUGUGAAGGACCCAGCCUAAUGCCUAACGAUGAACUCUACCAAGACUGUACUUUAAUUGAGAAAGCUAAUCAGAACUUUAUAAAUUUACCUUCCAGUUUGCCAAUAACUUGUCAUAUAUGUCAAAAAACUUACAGUAAUAAGGGAACUUUCAGGGCUCAUUACAAAACUGUGCAUCUCCGCCAACUCCACAAAUGUAAAGUCCCAGGUUGCAACACAAUGUUUUCAUCUGUUCGCAGUCGGAACAGGCACAGUCAAAACCCUAAUCUGCACAAAAGUCUGGCUGGGUCACCAACUAGCCUACAGUAAGAUCAUGCUGAUCUGAAUCUGUUUCUGCUAGGAAUUAAUCAUUUCAAUUAAGGAAUGUGUUAAAAAUAGUUUUGUUUAAACUCAUUUGACUUCUAGCCCACUCAACAACCACGGUCAAAUUCUUUUCUUCCUUGUGUGCUCUCCGGCAGUUUUAUUUAGCAAAGCUUGGUGCCAUAGA